Molecule: messenger RNA, 1251 nt
Organism: Tigriopus californicus
Lineage: Eukaryota; Metazoa; Arthropoda; Copepoda; Harpacticoida; Harpacticidae
Exons: 3
Coding region: 103-1089 (328 amino acids)
Molecular function (GO): protein binding
Source: RefSeq, a predicted model, not a curated record
UGUUCCUUUUGUUCAGUGAUUUGCCUGCAGAGCUGUCUGUGUGAGGCACAGCCCCAAUUGUUCGCAUACGUUGUAAACGACUUGGAAUCUAAAUGUGAAUGGAUGUCCGGACCUUUCGAAGUUAUUUAUGUUGCAAAUGAUCCCAACAUUGAUUUGAUCCAAGUUCAAAUAAAACCGGAGGCCGGAGUGGAAAGAAUUGGUAUCUUUGGCAAACAAUUUGACAAUAAAGCAAUAGACAAAGCAUUUGACUACAUACCGGAUGAUGAGGAUGCAGAUCCAGAUCUGGUACUGAUUCCCUACAAUGACUUCAACAAGGUUUCACCGCACAUUAUGAAGUAUUGCGACGGUUUAAUGUAUUGUGGCGGAGCAAAGGAAUGGAAUGUCCAGUCAAACAAGUGUUUCUUUACCAAGAUUGGAUGGACCUCGUGGGAUGCAAUGCCCUCGUUACCUUUUAAACAUGGCAUGGGAGCAUCCACGGUUGUUGGCGGAACUCCUUUUCUAGGAGGAGGACUCAAUGGCGCGUAUAUCAUAAAAAAGACCCAUCUUUUCGUGAAUGGUUCGUGGAUGGAAGGUGCCCCAAUGCCUAGAGGGCCCUUUCGCCACACAAUGGUGGCUGUUUCAAACGACGAGGCCUUGGUUUUGGGCAUGGCCAAAAUACCAGAAUUUCGUUCUUACGCCAACACUUUCAUCUACAACAAGGUUGCCAAUGAAUGGACGCCGUCGGGUGAUCUGUCUGUGGCUAGAACAAACAUCGCAGCAGGUCUGGUGGAGGUUGGACCGGGGAUUCAAGUGGUGGUGGCUGUAGGAGGUCGGCAACCUUUUUCUGACUUGGUGGAGAUAUUUCAUGUCCAUAACAGAACGUGGUCGAUCGCUCCCCAUCGGUUUCCUUACCAAGUUUCAAAUGGUUGUUUGUCUGUUGUGAAGAGGCUAACUCGCCUUUUUUAUCUGGGAGGCUUGGCUGCCAAUGGAACCGCAAUGAAGGCAGUCCAUGAGUAUGUCCACAAUGGAGCAUGGAUUCGAAGGCAUGAUAUGAAAGAACCUAUGCUUGAUUUUGGGGUUCUAAGUUAUAAUAACUUCUUUGGAGCUUAAAUCUCCUAUGGGAAUUACCUUGAAAGUAGGCAACCUUUUUCGCAAAUCUUGGAGAAAGAAGACGACUGACAUGUCAUAUAUAGUGAUAAUUCCCCCCAUCCACCCCAAUACCCAUGUUUUUGCACUAUCUUUAGCAAAUGCCAAUAAACAUGAGAGCUCGGA